GUCUCCGCCCCUGACAAGCAAAGAGAUCCUGUUGAAGCGAGCAGCAUGGGGAAGGGAAGCCGGGGCUUGGCUCUGUUUGCAUUGGUGGAAUAAAGAGUUGGCGGCUGCCGGAUAGCGUGAGUUUUUAAAUCCCGCUAGGGCUGGUGUUGAGCCGGCUUGGCCAGCGAAACAGACGGCAAGUGGAGUGAAUGCUUGUUCCUCACUGGAUCCACACGCCCCAGUGUAGACCGAUGUUGUGACACAGUGCGAAAGAGGAGGAAACUGAAGGCUGGGCGCAUUAAUGAAGACUGGGACAUGGAAAGUGGACAAAAGACUAUAGCAGCGCUGUAGAAGGACGGGCGAGUCGCACAGAGGUCACAAAGGUACUGGUGGUAGUGGGGAAAUUAUUUAAAUAGCGCUUCUCUCUGAGAACCCGGAGACUCAAAGGAGACAAACACAGAGGUCGAAGAGGACACAGCAAGGACUGGACAGCUAACUGGCAACUGGGAAAACCGACUCGAUUUUUGUUGAAAAAGUCUAUACCCCGAGAACACUCAGGGCAAUACGCAGGCAACAAGUGGCACAAGGUCAUGUAGCUCAUCUGGUGACUUUUUGACCCAUGCAGGAUACAAGGUUUUACACCUAAUGCUGUGCGUUGAGGGUACUAGGAGGGUCGCAGAACCAGGACUGGUUUUCAGUCUGUCUGAUCAAGGUGCCAGCACAUGUCCUAUCAAUGGCAAUUUCCUUGAUCCUGUGAAACCUGUCAAGCUGGACGCCACAGCUAUCAGUGAAACGACCUCGGCUGACGCUCGGUCUGCCUCAGAGACACUUGAUUGCCCAUUUCUAGCCUGCAGCACAGGCUCCAAUGAGGUGCACUAUGUGAGUGAGGCAGUUUGCCCAGAAGAUGCUUCCACCAGUGAUGCACGUAGAGAUGCCUGCACCAUUACUGAUGUGUGCAACAGUACUGACCUUCCAGAAGUUGAAAUCAUCAGUCUACUGGAAGAGCAACUGCCUCAUUACAAGCUAAGAGCUGAUACAAUUUAUGGUUAUGACCACGACGACUGGCUUCACACCCCCCUCAUUUCACCAGAUGUUAAUCUCGAUCUCACCCAUGAACAAAUAGAAGAGACACUGAAAUACAUGCUUCUAUGUGCUGAAAGAGUGGGCCAGAUGACUAAAACAUACAAUGAUAUAGAUGCUGUAACCCGUCUGCUAGAAGAGAAAGAGCGUGAUUUAGAGUUAGCUGCAAGGAUUGGUCAGUCUCUGCUAAAGAAGAACAGGACGCUAACGGAAAGGAAUGGACACCUUGAGGAGCAAGUGGAACAUGCCAGGGAAGAGGUGUCUCAACUCCGUCAUGAGCUGUCUAUGAAAGAUGAGUUACUACAGUUCUACACUAAUGCGGCAGAAGAAAGUGAGAGUGACUCCACUUCCUCCACACCGCUGAGACGGAUUGAGUCUACCUCAUCUGUACAGAAUUAUUUUCAUUUGGAUUCUCUUCAAAGGAAGCUGAAGGAUCUAGAGGAAGAAAAUGUUGUUUUAAGAACUGAGACUUGUCAUCUGCAGACGGAGACCAUUUCCUACGAAGAGAAGGAGCAGCAGCUUGUCAAUGACUGUGUGAAGGAGCUAAGGGACACAAAUCUCCAACUUGUCAAUCUAGCAGAGGAACUGGCAAAGAAGACUGAAGACUCAGCACGACAGCAAGAGGAAAUUACUCAUCUGCUGUCACAAAUAGUCGACUUGCAGAAAAAGUCUAAAGCUUAUGCGGUAGAGAAUGAGGAACUUACUCAACAUCUGGGUGCAGCUAAAGAUGCCCAACGGCAGCUCACAGCUGAGUUGCGAGAGCUGGAGGACAAAUAUGCGGAGUGUAUGGAGAUGCUGCACGAAGCACAGGAGGAAAUCAAGAACCUGCGUAACAAAACCAUGCCAAACAGUGCACCACGACGCUAUCAUUCACUGGGCCUGUUCCCUUUGGAUUCUUUAGCUGCUGAAAUUGAAGGGUCGAUGCGCAAAGAACUGCAGAUGGACACCUCACCUGCACUAGAACAAAGACAUCAGCAGAAACGGGUGUUUGAAACUGUGCGCACAGUGAAUCAAGCUGUGAGACAAAGAUCGCAGGCACCGUCACCAAUGAACAUCCCAGGGUCUAACCAGUCCUCUGCAAUGAACUCUGGCUUCUCAAGCUGUGUCAGCACUCCCAGGUCUAGCUUCUACGGUGGCGACAUCACCAACAUAGUCAUAGACAACAGGACGAACAGCAUCAUUUUAGAAACCGAAUCAAAUGAAAUAGGAACUGAGGACAGUGAUAAGAAGCUAGGGCAGCCAGGGACCCCCGGAUCCAAAGACUUACAGGCAGCUCUCCGGCGCCUUUCUUUGAGGCGAGAGAAUUAUCUCUGUGAGAGGAGAUUUUUCGAAGACGAACGGGAGAGGAAGUUGCAAGAGCUUGCAGAAAAAGGAGAAAUCUCGAGUGGCUCUGCGACGCCAACCGAAAGCAUCAUGUCUCUGGGAACCAACCUGUCUGGGAUAUCUGAUUUCACGAGGUUCUCAGGAAUGUCUUUCAGCAGCCGUUCAUACCUGCCAGAGAAAUUGCAGAUUGUAAAGCCCUUGGAAGGUUCAGCAACUUUGCACCACUGGCAACAACUGGCCCAGCCAAACCUGGGAGGAAUCCUUGACCCACGGCCUGGUGUUGUCACCAAGGGCUUCAGGCCUCUGGAGCUGGACACUGAGCAGGUGUACCAUUUAACAGAUUACGAAGAAGAUGAACCCGGUGACCCUGCUUUCCGGGGCCUAGCUACCUCAACCCCGGUGCAGCACAGGGAGACCUCAGGUGAGAGGUCGAAUGAGCAAGUGCCUGUAUCACGCAGCAAGACGUUAGUGAUGCAGUAUCAGCCAAACAGAGUGGAGACACAGGAGACAGCGGACGGUGAUGAGGCUUCUGUCCACUAUCCUGGUAAAUGUAUGUCACACACCAGCUCCACCUUUACCUUCACAACCUGCCGCAUUCUUCACCCCUCUGAUGAGCUUGCACAAGUCACUUCAAGUGUUCACUCUGCACCUACUCCAGUCUGUGGGAUCUUGAACAAUAUAAAGUCAACUCCAGUUGGUACACCGUGUACACCUCGACGCUUGAGCUUGGCUGAAUCCUUCACUAACCUCCGGGAAGGUACAACCACACUGAGCAUCUCUCUGGGCCUGGUUAAGUUACUGAAGGAGCGAGGGAUCUCAGCAGCUGUGUACAAUCCCUACAGCUGGGACAGGAUGGGCCUUAGCACCACUUCAAACUUCUGCACUCCCAAACCAACCUUUGUACCAUCCACCCCGCCCAACUCGCCAUUGUAUUCCCUGUGCCCAUCUCCGCCUCUGUUUGAAUGUAAGGGCACUUGCAGUCACUAUGACAAUUUCCUGGCCUCCAAGCCAGCCAGUUCUAUGUUAAAGGAAAUGAGAGGCGACAAAGCAGUGAGGCACAGUGAAAGCCAGACAGAUGUGAGCAUCUCCAAAAUCAACCUGGUUGACAAAGUGAAGAGGCUCGGCAUUGCCAAAGUUGUUCAGCCAGGCAUUGUGCCCGUGCAGGAGUCUUCAGUGAUGGAUGACAAUGGACCCCUUCUUAACAGGCCCCCAGGGUCAGUGAAUACUUUUCCCCAGGGCAGUCUGGUGGGUGAGAGUCUCGCAUUAGGCUGCACCCAGGUGGUCACUGGUGCUAUUGGAGGGAUUCAGCUGAACACUGGCAUUCGACGGAAUCGCAGUUUCCCCACUAUGAUGGGUGCCAGCAUGCAAAUGAAGGGACCUGCUCCCAUGAGCUCAGGAAUCCUUAUGGGAGCCAAAAUACCCAAACAGACUAACCUACAAUAAGGGUUAAGCACAGUGUUGGUUGACUACCGAGAAAACUGACUUUCAGUGUUUGAUACAUUGACUUAGUGCCUGAUCGGAAUAGAGCAAACUUUGUAUAAUUAUGUACAUAGAUUUACAGUCUGAAAUUCAUUUAAGCAACUAAUUUAAUUUAAGGUCUUACGUAUACAUAUAUGUAUAUAUAUUAAGGAAGUAGUCUUCUGUGAUUUAAAACAUACACUCACAUUGAAGUGGAUGUUCUAACAUUAACUUUUUAAUGAAGGCAGGUAGAUUGAAUUUUGCACUGUAGAAUGAUUUGACUACACAGUACAAUCGGACACCUUGAGCUGCUUGUACUAACUAUGCAGUCCGUUUCAGUGUCAUCACUGUACCUGUUAUGGACAUGCAGAGGACAUUGUUUUAACUAAUGCACUGUAUUUUAAAGAAAAAUAACUUGUUUCAUUGUAUGAAACAUCAUUUUUAAAGUGUGUGUUUUUGCUAUUAACUUGAAAUGUUGUUUUGACAGCCACAUUUAUUCAUGUACUGAUCUCCUUGUUGAAGGAUAACUAUAGUCUGUAGGUGUGUGCAAUGGAGUAAGAUUAGUUCUAAUAGUAAUUACAGAAUCCAGUGUUUGUGUGACUUUUGUAUUCACUCAAAUUGGUGCACGAUAUGAGGGGAAAGGGAACUUAAAUACAAAAUUCCCAUUUGCACUGUUAGUUGUAAAUACAUGUUGGUGUCAAAACUGUUCACAACCAACAGCCAUCAGGCCCUGUUGAAUCUUGAGUUUAGUUUCUCUGACUGAGGUGACUCGCUGUGGUCUCAAACAUUUAUUCAAUAUAUUUUCGAAACAAAUAAGACUAUUACUGCAUGUGUUUAAACUGCCUCCUUAUGAUUUCUUACUGUGCAAGUUUUUUUAAAAGUGAAUAUUGAGAUUCGGUUUCCAGUUUUACACCGCAAUGUGAAUAUUGGUCCCCAGUGAUUUAAUUUCUCUUAAUUUGAAGCAGGGAGGGGAGUGAGUUUGAAUGUAUUGGAUGAUAAAGCAAGCCUGAUAUGGUUCCCCAUAUUGUAGGUCACUACUUGUCCAUUAGACAUUAUGUUAAAGGAAGAUGCCAAUUGUAAACAUACAAUCAAGGGGAGUUUCUCCACAAAUCAGGCCAUGAAUGUACAGGGACACAAUAACACUUUAAGAAUGGCAUCUAAUGUAAGAGACAGUUUCAACAGUAUCAAUUCAUCCUCAGAGGAGUUGGAAUAAAUCAGUGUAAACUACUUAAAAACUGUGUCUUUUAUUUUAAAGAAAUGGUUCUUGUUUGUCAUGUAUGUAAGAAAGAUCGUUCAUUUAGUUUCCACACUCUUAUCAGGGGAUCAUGUAUAAAACCUAAAACGGGAGUCUCUUGAGGUUCACAAUAGUGAACCUACCUCUAAGCCAAGAGGCCUGGGUUCAUGUCACACCUGCUCCAGUGUGUGUAAUACCAGCUCUGAUUGGGUUGAUUUAGAAAUAUCUGAAAUCUGAUAAGGAACACACUGGUAUCAGAAGUCUAUCAGAGUCUGCUUGAGUGGUGGUUAGGUGAGGACAGAAUCAGUCACUGCUAUCCUGGUCCACCCCCUUCAUCAAUCAGCUUCGUGCUACCUGAACUUCGAAGAAAUUAAAGUGGAUCACAAACAGGGUAAACUCAAGAGGGUGAAUUGGAAUUGGUGGGACAGCUUAUGGAUCAUAACCUGCCAAAUAUCAGCAUCCUGGACAGGAAGAGGGUGUAAGCAGAUUCCACCAAAUGAGCUGAAAGGUAUGCAGUUCCUGAAUUGAAGGUAUAUCUUGCAAAUAACUUGUUGAAACAGCCAAAAUCCUGAAGGGAUUUGGCAGGGUUGUUGUUGAAAGUAUGUUUUUCAUAGUAGAGACUACAACAAGGGGACACUUUUUACAAAUGAGGGAUCUUCCAGUAUUUGUUUUCAUUCAUUCACAUCAUUGGCUUGGCCAGCAUUUAUCGCCCUUCCCGAUUGUCAGUCACAUUACUGAGAGGCUGGAGUUACAUAUGGGCUAGACCAAGUAAGGAUGGCAGACUACCUUCUAAGGGGCAUUAUUGAAGGAGAUAGGGUGUUGUUUACAACAAUUGCAAAUGAUCCCAUAAUUUUUUAUUCCGUUUCUUUGAGUUCAAGUCCCAUCAUCCGCUAUGGUGGGAUUUGAGUCCUAUUGCCGAGAACAUUAUACUGGCAUUCUGGAAUGUUGACAUUAUCACUUUGCCACUGUCAUCUCCUCUGUUCAGACAGAGCAGAGGACAAGUUAUUUGAGAGACUUGGGAGUUUGUGGAACUCUCUUCUCCGGAGACCAAUGGAGGCUGGGUCAUUGAAUACUCAGAAGGCAGAGAUAGGUAGACCCUUGAUCAAGGAGGAAGCUCAAAGUUAUCAAGGGUUGGUGGCAAUGUGGAAUUGAUACCAAAAUCAGAUCAGUCCUGACCUUGAAUGGAGCAGGCUUGAAGGGCUGAAUGGCCUACUUUUCCUAAUUUGCAUCUUUGUAGAAGGCAGGAGGAGGAGGUUAUGACUAACAUCUCUCAUUUUUAGAAGUGCCACUGAUAUCUGUGUAUUCUGGAAAAUUUCUACCCUGAUUCUAAACCAGUUUUUCCUCAUGCAGUUGCUAUCAGACUGUUCUGGCUUUUGGCCUUCCUGCUUUUACUU
Messenger RNA from Stegostoma tigrinum, 6468 nucleotides. RefSeq names its product trafficking protein, kinesin binding 1a (gene trak1a). Gene Ontology annotation, molecular function: GABA receptor binding. The transcript has 18 exons. Lineage: Eukaryota; Metazoa; Chordata; Chondrichthyes; Orectolobiformes; Stegostomatidae. Gene Ontology annotation, cellular component: dendrite. The coding region runs from base 625 to 3825 and encodes 1066 amino acids. The record is from RefSeq and is a predicted model, not a curated record. Gene Ontology annotation, biological process: endosome to lysosome transport; neurogenesis; anterograde axonal transport of mitochondrion.